AUGUCUCCGACCACGCCAGAAGUCUUGUGGGCUCAGCGCUCAUCUGCUUCUGACCCGGAAAAGAACUACAUCUACCUUACUAUCUCGGUCCCCGAUGUCCCUCAGUCUUCGCUAAAACUUGAUCUCAAGCCUACGAGUCUCUCUUUCACUGGAACCUCUGACACCAAGAAGACAACUUACCAUGUAGACCUGGAAUUAUACGGUGAAAUCGACGUUGAGAACUCGAAAACAAAUCACACCGCCAAACACAUCGAGAUGGUUCUGCGAAAGAAGGAAAUGAAGGAAGAGUAUUGGCCAAGAUUGUUGAAGGACAAUGUAAAGGUGCAUUUCCUGAAGACUGACUUUGACAAGUGGGUUGAUGAAGAUGAGCAAAAUGAGGUACCGGACGAUGACUACAUGAACAACUUUGGGGGUGGCGGACUGCCCGGUGGAAUGGGCGGUAUGGGCGGAGACGGUGGCCUUGGUGGCAUUGACUUCUCCAAACUCGGCGGUGGAGGUGGCAUGCCUGGCAUGGAAGGCCUUGGCGAUGACGGUGGUGAUGACUCCGACGAUGACAUGCCAGACCUGGAGAAUGAAGAUGCGAAAGCAGCGGCAGAGGCUCCAGAAGAUGAGCAGGCAUCACCGGAUAAAGGCAAGGCAAAGAUCGAGGAGGUUGCCUAA
Endocarpon pusillum Z07020 is the source of this 660-nucleotide messenger RNA. RefSeq lists its product as uncharacterized. Gene Ontology annotation, biological process: chaperone-mediated protein complex assembly; protein folding. Gene Ontology annotation, cellular component: nucleus; cytosol. Bases 1 to 660 code for a protein of 219 amino acids. Gene Ontology annotation, molecular function: Hsp90 protein binding; protein-folding chaperone binding. The transcript is spliced from 3 exons. The record is from RefSeq and is a predicted model, not a curated record. Lineage: Eukaryota; Fungi; Ascomycota; Eurotiomycetes; Verrucariales; Verrucariaceae.